Pelodiscus sinensis (Chinese soft-shelled turtle) is the source of this 2779-nucleotide messenger RNA. The record is from RefSeq and is a predicted model, not a curated record. Lineage: Eukaryota; Metazoa; Chordata; Testudines; Trionychidae.
GGGAGCUGCAGGUCCGUGCGCUCGUGGCGGGCCAGCAGCGUGACUGGGAGCGCGGGCGGCGAGAGGCGCCGGCACCCAGCGGGAGGAUGCCGACGGCCGCGUAGGGAGCUGGGCCAUGCCCCGGGGGGCCAGGCUGCGCACACGGCAAUGUUAUGAGUCCAGAAGCCUUGGAAAUAGUGUGGUUACAAAGUGCCUACCAAACCUGCCACCAAUGUGUCCCAGCAUUGACCAAGAGAGACCAGCUGAAAGGGACCACAUUUCUUCUAUGGGCGCUGAACUCCCAGCUACCUAUGCCUAUUACCUGUGAUGGAAGAACUUGAUGUUAAUGUGAGUUCGACUGAGGGGUUUGGUGUGGCAGAGAAGAUUGCCCUGCUCACCUUCAUAUCGGCGGUUAUACUCAUGGCCAUCCUGGGGAACUUGCUGGUGAUGGUAGCUGUAUGCAGAGACAGGCAGCUCAGGAAAAUCAAGACCAAUUAUUUCAUUGUCUCACUUGCCUUUGCGGACCUGCUGGUGUCUGUGCUGGUGAUGCCCUUUGGAGCCAUUGAGCUGGUUCAGGAUAAAUGGAUUUAUGGAGAGAUGUUCUGCCUGGUCCGAACAUCUCUAGAUGUCCUGCUCACCACAGCAUCAAUCCUUCACCUGUGCUGUAUCUCCCUAGACAGGUACUAUGCUAUCUGCUGCCAACCUCUGGUUUACAGGAAUAAGAUGACACCGUUGCGCAUUUCUCUAAUGCUUGGAGGGUGCUGGACCAUCCCAACCUUUAUUUCCUUUCUCCCUAUAAUGCAAGGCUGGAAUAGCAUUGGCAUAUUAGACUUGAUACAACAAAGACAGUUCAACAAAACUUCCAACUCAACCUACUGCAUAUUCAUGGUCAACAAGCCCUAUGCCAUUACUUGCUCAGUGGUGGCCUUCUACAUUCCAUUUUUAUUAAUGGUGCUGGCCUACUAUCGGAUUUACAUCACAGCCAGGGAGCAUGCCCACCAGAUCCAGAUCCUCCAGCGUGCAGGAGCACCCACAGAGGGAAGGCAGCACCACCCAGAUCAGCAUAGCUCUCACCGUAUGAAGACUGAGACCAAAGCUGCCAAGACCCUGUGCAUCAUCAUGGGUUGCUUCUGCCUGUGCUGGGCCCCGUUCUUUAUCACUAAUGUCGUGGACCCAUUCAUAAACUACACUGUACCUGGGCAGCUGUGGACAGCUUUCCUGUGGUUGGGCUACAUCAAUUCAGGGUUGAACCCCUUCCUGUAUGCCUUCCUGAACAAGUCUUUCAGGCGUGCCUUCCUCAUCAUUCUUUGCUGUGGGGAUGAACGAUACCGAAGGCCUUCCAUCCUGGGGCAAACUGUCCCCUGCUCCACCACCACUAUAAAUGGAUCAACACACGUGCUAAGAGCCAGGGCAUCUGUGACUCUGGAAGUUUUUAGAAGCAGAGCCUCGAGGCAAAGGUACACAGUUUUACAUAAUGGACAUCACCAGGAACAUGACAAGCUUCCCAUCCACAAUGACCCAGAAUCCCAGGAGUCCUGUUUCUAAUGAAGAUCCUGGAAGCAGAACUGCACACUUGCAUUGCCAUGUGAUUUUGGUGCAGUGGGGCUCAAAUGCAAACUCACUUGUCUGCAUUUCCAUGGGGCUUUCGCUAUUGAUUUGAUAGGAAUGGCAAACAGCAUGACUGGGGUGACAGCAGCUGAGGCUGAGUAGGGAACGCAGUGUGCAGAACAACUGAGAAGAUCUCCCUGUUGCUGCAGGAGAAUGUCUGGACUUCAUCGAUGCAGCAGAGCCUUAAUGUCAGUGCUUUACAGAGGUGUGCAAACUUUCAUCCCUGUAAAAAAGCACAUGCACACACAAGUCCUCGUGCACACCCACCCGCACAGAGACUUCUAGUUUUCUCCCAGAUGCCAUUUUUUGCUGCAUGCCGCCUCUUUGUUUUGUGGCAACAAUAUUGUGAUCUUAAAGAUUUCAGAGUCUGACUUGAAGCUAUAACAGUAAUUGCUUCCUUUGUCUGCUCAAGGACUUGGUGCUGUCAGGAGAGGUAGUGCUAGUGCUUUCUGUCUGAAAAGAAGAGGAAUUCUUCCUAGUCUAAGUUAUCUGUCAUAGUGAGACCUGUCGUUGUGAGCUGACAGUUCCUCCCAUCCAGUGUUUCCUAGAAUACAUUUUUCCAGUGAGACGCAUGACCAACACCUCUGGAAAAAGAGCCAGAGUGCAAAAAUAGCCCAUUAGCAUCUAAAAUGCAGCCUACAGGGCCAUACCAUCUUUGAUAUGGAGACAUGUCCCGCAGAAACGGCAUGUCCCAGCAAGCACAGCUCGGUAUGAGCCAGAAGACAGUAGUCUCAGUUGGUCACAUUUUCUACCUAUUAGAUGCAAUUGUCCUUAUUUGGGCAAACUUUGGGCAUCCCGUCUAUAAAAGGUAUGUUGGUUAAGAGACAUAGUCCUUAGGGAAUAUCAGUCUGUAAUAGCUCACUAAGUGCCAUGUUGAUAAAUAUAUGCCAUCUAAAGAACUUUUCUAGCUACAAUUGGAAGACAAACACUUGGGUGUUUCAGUUAUAAGAAUUAAAAAAAAAAAGCUUCAGUACUUUCAAAUGUUGUUGCCCUAUGCACUUGUCCUUUUAAAAUAAUCUCAUACCCUAGCUAUUUCCUGCAUGCAGAUAUUACUACAGUACAUUCCUUGUAAGCAGAUUCCUUCUUUGCAUGUAAAUGACAGGCAACGCGUAGAUCUAGGAACCCUGGGGGGUAUGUCUACACAACAGCUAAUAACAAACAUUAUUCCGAAAUAACAUAGUGUGCAUUUACA